This is a messenger RNA of Staurois parvus, 455 nucleotides long. Lineage: Eukaryota; Metazoa; Chordata; Amphibia; Anura; Ranidae. The record is from the annotation of a GenBank genome assembly.
UCUCCCUGGACCCUGCAUUCACUAUAUCUGGUCUCCCCGGACCCUGCAUUCACUAUAUCCGGUCUCCCCGGACCCUGCAUUCACUAUAUCUGGUGUCCCCGGACCCUGAAUUCACUAUAUCUGGUCUCCCUGGUCCCUGUAUUCACUAUAUCUGGUCUCCCCAGACCCUGCAUUCACUAUAUCCGGUCUCCCCGGACCCUGCACUCACUAUAUCUGGUCUCAUCCCUGACCCUGCAUUCACUAUAUCCGGUCUCCCAGGACCCUGCAUUCACUAUAUCUGGUCUCCCCAGACCCUGCACCACUAUAUCUGGUCUCCCCAGACCCUGCAUUCACUAUAUCUGGUCUCCCCCGACCCUGCAUUCACUAUAUCUGGUCUCCCCAGACCCUGAAUCCACUAUAUCUGGUCUCCCACAGUACACAUAACAUGGAAAUGCAAUUAAAACAAGAGUAAAAUG